Ananas comosus (pineapple) is the source of this 4387-nucleotide messenger RNA. RefSeq names its product disease resistance protein RGA2-like. The transcript has 4 exons. NCBI's taxonomy places the organism in Eukaryota, Viridiplantae, Streptophyta, Magnoliopsida, Poales, Bromeliaceae. Gene Ontology annotation, biological process: defense response to other organism. The record is from RefSeq and is a predicted model, not a curated record. Gene Ontology annotation, molecular function: ADP binding. Bases 196 to 3852 code for a protein of 1218 amino acids.
CUGCAUGCUUUGCCGUGCAGAAGUCUCAAGAUUCUGUUAGAUCAGGUUCCUCCAUGUUGGCUGACAGCUUUCGAGAACUUAUUCCUCGUCUCAAUCUUUCUUCGUUGCGAAGCUGAACGUCUCUUGCCUCAUUCUCCAAUUUCUGCACUAGCUCCAGGAGUUUGAUCAAUUGCCUGAGUGGUGGUGAAGCCGAUCAUGGCUCUAACUUUCAUAGCCGGAGCGGUGGCGACGGCGAUCAUCCAGAAGCUCGUUGAUACAUGCUUUUCCUACAUCAAAGCUUACCCGGGGCUGCGAGGCAUGCGGGACGAGUUGGAAAGGCUGCAACUGGCCCUUCCGCAGAUCCAGACAGUCUUGACUGCCGUAGAGGAGGCUGCGUCGAUUGCAGAGCAGAACACGGCGCUGGAUACGUGGCUGUCGCAGCUCAGAGAUGCUGUGGAGAACGCGGAGGACGUGCUCGACGAGCUGGACUACUACGAGCUGAAGAAGACUAUAAAAGAUCGAGAUGACGAGGUGCGUGGCAUUCUCUCUAAAUGUAAGAAAAAGUUUGACCGUGUUGUUAAUCGUAAAUUUAGCUAUGACACACCGAAGCGGUUGAGGGAGGCCGUCAAGGGGUUAGAUAUGGUUGUUGCCGGUAUGGGACCACUAGUUCAACUUGUUGCUGGGUUAUAUGGUCCUAGUGUUAAGCAUCAGAAGCUCGAGGAAAACAAGAAUGCUCGCGAGACUAGCUUCUUGCUAACCGAAAGUGAGGUGCUCGGACGAGACGAGGAGAGGGACCAAAUAGUUGAAUGGCUGAUCAAACCAGGAGAUGCCGAUGUCAAUGUCUCCACUUUUACAAUUGUUGGUAUGGGCGGGCUCGGGAAGACCACUCUUGCUCAACUAAUCUGUCAUGAUGAAAGAGUGCGAGAGUACUUCAAACCGAUUAUGUGGGUUUGUGUUUCUCAGGAUUUCGAUGUAACUGCGAUAACAAGAAAGAUUUUACAAUGUGUAGAUAGUGAAAAGAAUUUUGGCGACAAGAGUCUACAAGCACUCCAUGUGGAUCUUACACAAGAACUAAAGUCGAAGAGGUUUUUCCUCAUACUGGAUGAUGUUUGGACCGAUGAUAACAUGACGGAGUGGGAGACAUUAGUUGCUCCUUUGAAAUUUGGACAGAGAGGAAGCAAGAUCCUGUUGACAACUCGAAUGGGUUCAAUUGCGGAUAUGGCGGCAAAAGUGACGAAAUGCAAACGGGAAUCAUUAAAUCUAAAUGAGUUGAAGGAGAGUGACUGUAUAUCGCUUUUCAAUAAGCAUGCAUUCCUCGAUGUGAACCUUGGUGAUUAUAGAAACCUGCAGCUGAUCGGUGAGCAGAUAGUGAAGAAACUUGGAGGAAGCCCAUUGGCAAUAAAGAUCAUGGGAGGAAUACUAAACUACUCCAUGAACUAUGAAUAUUGGAAGAACAUCUUGGAAGAAGACAUCAUGAAAUUACAACAAGGAAAGAACGGCAUCAAGACAGUUUUAAGAUUAAGCUACGAUCACUUACCCACAAACUUACAACUCUGCUUUAGAUAUUGCAGUUUAUUUCCACAGGAUUAUACGUUUAAGAGGAAAAAGUUGGUCAAUAUGUGGAUUGGUUCAGGUCUGAUUCCGCAAUCUAUUUGUGGCAAGCAAAGGCCAGAGGAUAUCGGAAAUGAGUAUUUAAAUCUUCUGACAAGAAAAUCAUUCUUUACUUGCAAAACUAGAGAAAAUAUGUUGGGAAGUACUAAAAAAAUUACUAAAGAGUAUUUUAUGCACGAUCUGCUGCAUGACCUAGCACAAUCUGUUUCUCUAGGGGAAUGCAAGAGAAUAGGAGGUGAUGUUGCAGGAAUUACUAUUCCACGGACAGUUCGACAUUUAUCUGUUGAGAUGAUAAAUCUUCUUUCCAUCAGAGAGAUCUCCAAUCUUAAAAAAGUGCGCACUCUUGUCAUUUCUGCUAAAGAGGAUAAUGAGCAUAAUGCAGAUCAUGCACUUGAAUUUCUCGAGGUUAUAAAAGGGUUUAAAAAGUUGCGCUUAUUGAUCUUAGAUGUGAAUUUUGACCCUUAUAAACUGCCCGAUGCACUUAGUAGCUUGAUACACCUCCGCUACCUAUCUCUUUCACUAGGGAAAGUUGUGAAUGAAAGUAUUGAAUAUGAUGACUUGACCAACUUGGUCAAGUUGCGUUCAUUAGAUGUUCCCUAUUAUGUGAUAGAAAAUAUUCCUUAUAUUAGCAAACUACCUUUCAUCCACAAAUUACAACAUUUUAUUGUUCGAGAGGAGAGUGGUUAUAAAAUUGGUGAACUAAAGAACCUCAGGGACCUUCGUCAUCUGUGCAUUGGAGGACUUGAAAAUGUGAGGAGUUCUGAAGAAGCCAUUGAGGCCAAUUUAAACGAGAAAAAAUAUCUCAAAUCAUUGUCAUUGCAAUGGUCCGCAGACCACUUCAAUAGUGCAGAGGCAGAUGAGCAGCUCCUCGAUAACCUCUGCCCUCAUAUCAAUCUCAAGAAAAUGAUCAUCCAACAAUACCAAGGUGCUAAAUCUCCAAGUUGGAUGACAAAUCUGUCUCUUAUCAAUUUGACAUUCAUCGCACUAAUGAAUUGUAAAGGAUGGGAGCACCUUCCACCUCUUGGGCAGUUUACUUCGCUCCAACAUCUUCUCUUGCAGGGACUAGAUACAAUAAAGCAAAUAGAUUGUUCAUUCAUCAGAAGCAACAGUGCAUGUGCCUUUCCAUCAUUGAAGAUGUUACAUUUAUGGGACAUGCCUAACUUAGAGGAGUGGAUUGGAGCAGAUGAUGGGUGCAUGUUUUCUCAACUUCAUUCUAUGGUGAUCGCUAACUGCCCUAAUUUGAGGAAAAUUCCUACUCUACCUUAUAGUCUAAGACAAUUGACAAUUUCAGAUGUCGGAUUGACUGCUCUUCCAACAAUAAAUCAGGAUUACGCUGACAACAAUCAGCAAGAACAUUCUCAGGGUCUUCAAACCUUAAUCAUCGAACGAUGUGAGAAGCUCAAAUAUGUUCCAACAGAGUUCUUUCAGAAAUUCGACACCCUCAAAGAGCUGCGUAUACAAAAGUGCCCGAAGUUGACAAACCGUGGGAUCUCGGACAUCCAAAUGCCCUCUAUGCUCGAUAAACUCAUUAUUGGGUCAUGUGGCGACCUUGAGGUGCCAUUGCUCCAGUCAUUAUCAAAUUUAACCUCUCUUUCCGGGUUGGAAUUAGUCGAUUGCACAAGCAUAACAUCCCUUCCCCCUGCACAAGUGUGUGGACGGUGGACGGCGCUUUCCCAUUUAAUAAUAAAGAACUGCAAAGAGCUGUCAUCAUUCGGUGGAAUACAAGCUGUACCCCUCCGUUAUUUACAAAUUGAAGGGUGCGACAGGCUAAUUGAAGUUGCCCUGCUGCUGCAGCCUCUGUUCCCAAACGAUGUCUGCCAAAACAAGAAUGCAGUAAUGGACUGCUUUUUGAAGAAUGGUAGUCUAUCAAUUGACCACCUCGCCCUCCUGCUCGUGGAGCCAUUGAGAAGUCUCUCCUCCAUCAACAAUUUGACUAUCUCUGAUGCUUCACAACUCACCAGCUUACCUGAGGAAUGGCUACUGCAAAAUCACGCUGCCCUCGACGCUAUAUACAUAUGGAAUGCAAUCUCCCUUCAGUCCCUACCCCAGAGCGUGACAAAACUGUGCUCCCUCCAGCGUUUAUAUGUACAGAAGGCUAAUCUCAUCCAGUCUCUUCCAGAUCUGCCUACUUCACUGCGUACUCUUUGGAUCACCGGGUGUCACCCUGUGUUGAAGGAGCGAUGCCAAGAGAAUAUAGGCCUUGAUUGGCCCAAGAUUGCCCACAUCCCUGGUGUGACGAUUGAACAGGCAGUUGCAGAGUGACGAUGACGAAAUUGAUUGAUUAAUUACCUUCUUUUCUCGGAUAAUGCGAGAGCAGUCAGUGCAGAUUGUAUUGAUAUUUUGAGUAAAUUUGGUGGAUGCUCUCGCGAUAAGACGUCAUAAGAGGAAAUGAAAGCUAUGCUGUAGCAGGCAUCAACAUGCAACCACAUCCUACAGUAUCUUACAUUUACUUUCUUUACACUUUUAAACGAACUUUAUAUUCAUUUCGCAUUAAUUGCACAAAAAGACUGAAGUGUUACUGCUUAUGUUCUAUGUUUGGUGGUGCAAGAACCAAUUAAAGACUCUAUCGAUUUCUCUAUAUAUAGGAAUGUAACAUGACCAAAGUAAACUGCCUAUGUAUUUGUAUUUUUUUUCUGUUCUCGGUGGUGUAUGAAUUAAAAACCCUCCUAUUAUUAUAGCCUAUGUAUUUUAUCCUUGUUAUGAAGGAUGGUUAAAGUUUUACUGUUUUGUGUACAUUCUCCUAUUUUUUCUUGGUGCAGAAUUGGAAUGAGACUACUACAAGUAGUCUAUUUAUAUA